CUGACAUUGAACAAGUUCAUGCAACACACAAAGUUGAUGCUGUUGGGUUCAGCCUAGACGGAUCUUGACACCUCCCAUGCUUUGCACAUUUCAACCAGAUUGCUGUGUUUCGUCCUAGAAGAAAAUUAAACAUGAUAUUUGUGAUGUGGACACAGAAGAGACAGUUUCUUAUCCUGCUUAACAUGGUUCUGAUUUCCAAACUCCUCGGGGCUCGAUGGUUUCCCAAAACUCUGCCCUGUGAUGUAAUUCCAGACUCGGAAAUGGCCCAGGUAUCUGUAGACUGCACAGACAAGCAUUUGACGGAAAUCCCUGGAGGUAUUCCUGCCAACACCACCAACCUCACCCUAACUAUUAAUCACAUCCCAGAAAUUUCUCCAGCCUCUUUCCAAUGGCUGGACAAUCUGAUUGAGAUUGAUUUCCGAUGUAACUGCAUACCAGCUCGGCUAGGGCCGAAAGACCAAGUAUGUCUCAGAAGGCUGCAGAUUAAACCCAGAAGCUUUAGUAUACUCACUCAGUUGAAGGCCCUUUACCUGGAUGGAAAUCAGCUUCUAGAAAUACCUCUGGGUCUUCCUGCCAGUCUACAGCUGCUGAGCCUGGAGGCCAACAACAUCUACAUGAUUAUGAAAGAUAAUCUCACAGAACUGACCAACAUAGAAAAGCUCUACCUGGGCCAAAACUGUUAUUUUCGCAAUCCUUGUAAUGUUUCGUAUCACAUAGAAAAAAAUGCUUUCCUAGGUAUGAAAAAUUUAAAAUUGCUCUCCCUAAAAGAUAAUAAUAUCACCACUGUGCCCAAGGUUUUGCCAUCAACUUUAACAGAACUCUAUCUUUAUAACAACAUGAUUGCAAAAAUCCAUGAAGACGAUUUUCACAACCUCACUCAGCUGCAAAUUCUUGACCUAAGCGGAAAUUGCCCUCGUUGUUAUAAUGCCCCAUAUCCUUGUACGCCCUGUGAAAAUAAUUCUCCCCUCCGGAUCCAUAAAAAUGCUUUUGACACAUUGACAGAAUUACAAGUUUUGCGACUCCAUAGUAAUUCUCUUCAUUAUGUGCCCUCGGAAUGGUUUAAAAAUCUUAAAAAACUUAGGGAUCUAGAUCUUUCCCAAAACUUCUUGGCGAAAGAAAUUGGAGAGGCCAACUUUUUGCGUUCCCUUCACAACCUUGUCCAACUUGAUUUAUCUUUCAAUUUUGAACUUCAGAUCUAUCAUGCAUUUAUAAAUCUAUCAGAUGCAUUCUCUUCCCUAAAAAACCUGAAAGUUCUGCGGAUCAAAGGUUAUGUCUUUAAGGAGCUGAGUAGCCUUAACCUCUUACCAUUACAGAAGCUUUCCAAUCUGGAAGUUCUUGAUCUGGGCACGAACUUCAUAAAAAUUGCUGACCUAAGCCUAUUCAAACAGUUCAAAACCUUGAAAAUCAUCGAUCUUUCCAUGAAUAAAAUCUCACCUUCUGGAGAUUCAAGCGAACUUGGCUCCUGCUCGAAUUCCAGAAAUUCUAUAGUGAAUCACGGGGCUCAGUUCCUUGAAACAUUACAUUAUUUCAGGUAUGAUGAGUUUGCCAGGAGUUGCCGAUUCAAAAGCAAAGAGACUCUUUUAUCUUAUAAUGAAGACUGUUAUCAGUAUGGUCAAACUUUAGACUUAAGUAGAAAUAACUUAUUUUUUAUCAAGUCCUCUGAUUUUAAGCAGCUUUCUUUCCUCAAAUGUCUAAAUUUGUCGGGAAAUAGCAUAGGUCAAACGCUUAAUGGCACUGAAUUUCAGCAUUUGGAAGAAUUGAAGUACUUGGAUUUUUCUAAUAACCGCCUGGAUUUGCUUUAUGCAAGCGCAUUUGAAGAGCUAAAGAAACUGGAAGUUUUAGAUAUAAGUAGUAAUAGUCACUAUUUUCUAUCAGAAGGAAUUACUCAUAUGCUUAACUUUACCAAGAACUUAAAAUUUCUGAAGAAACUGAUGAUGAAUAACAAUGGAAUCUCUACCUCCACUAGCCUGACCAUGGAAAGUUUAUCUCUUAAGACUCUGGAAUUCAGAGGAAAUAAUUUGGAUAUUUUAUGGAAAGAUGGUGACACCAGAUACUUCAAAUUAUUCAAGAAUUUGACCACUUUGGAGUUACUAGAUAUCUCUGAGAAUUCCUUAAGUUACUUGCCUUCUGGAGUCUUUCAUGGUUUGCCUUCAACCCUCAAGACCCUCUUUUUGGUCAAAAAUAGAUUCAAAUCUUUCAACUGGGAAAACCUCCAGUAUCUGAAGAAUCUAGAAACGUUGGACCUCAGCAACAACCAGAUAAAGACUCUCCCCAUGAGAUUAUCCAACUGUUCUGGGAGCCUGAAGAAACUAAUCCUUAAGAAUAAUCAAAUCAGGUACCUGACCAAGUAUUUUCUACAAGAUGCCUUUCAGUUGCGAUAUCUGGACCUCAGUUCAAAUAAAAUCCAAAUUAUCCAGAAAACAAGCUUUCCAGAAAAUAUCCUCAAUAAACUGGAUAUAUUGUUUUUGCAUCAUAAUCGCUUUUUGUGCACCUGUGAUGCAGUGUGGUUUGUCUGGUGGAUUAACCACACAGAGGUGACUAUUCCUUACUUGGCCACAGAAGUGACUUGUUCAGGGCCAGGAGCACACAAAGGUCAGAGCGUCGUCUCUCUGAAUAUGUAUACUUGUGAGUUAGACCUAACUAACUUGAUCCUCUUUUCAUUCUCCAUCUUGACAGUUGUCUUUCUGAUGGUAGUCAUGACAGCCAACCACCUCUAUUUCUGGGACGUAUGGUAUAGUUACCAUUUCUGGAAGGCCAAAAUAAAAGGGUAUCAGCGCUUACUCUCACUGAACUCUUGCUACGAUGCUUUCAUUGUGUAUGACACUAAAGACCCAGCUGUGACAGAAUGGGUUUUGGAUGAGCUUGUGGCAAAAUUGGAAGACCCACGAGAGAAACAUUUUAAUUUAUGUCUUGAGGAAAGGGACUGGUUACCAGGGCAGCCUGUUCUGGAAAACCUUUCACACAGCAUAGAGCUGAGCAAAAAGACAGUGUUUAUACUGACAGACAAAUAUGCAAAGACUGAAAAUUUCAAGAUAGCAUUUUACUUGGCCCAUCAGAGGCUCAUGGAAGAAAAAGUGGAUGUGAUUAUCUUGGUUUUCCUUGAGAAGCCCCUUCAGAAGUCCAAGUUCUUCCAGCUCCGAAAGAGGCUCUGUAGGAAUUCUGUACUGGAGUGGCCAGCAAACCCACAGGCUUACCCCUACUUCUGGCAGUGCUUGAAAAAUGCCCUGGCCACAGACAAUCAUGUGACCUACAGUCGAGUUUUCAAAGAGGCAGUUUAA
Messenger RNA from Suncus etruscus (white-toothed pygmy shrew), 3278 nucleotides. RefSeq names its product toll like receptor 7 (gene TLR7). Gene Ontology annotation, molecular function: pattern recognition receptor activity; protein binding. The transcript has 3 exons. NCBI's taxonomy places the organism in Eukaryota, Metazoa, Chordata, Mammalia, Eulipotyphla, Soricidae. Gene Ontology annotation, biological process: defense response to virus; toll-like receptor signaling pathway; positive regulation of interleukin-6 production. Bases 132 to 3278 code for a protein of 1048 amino acids. The record is from RefSeq and is a predicted model, not a curated record. Gene Ontology annotation, cellular component: plasma membrane.